This is a messenger RNA of Prunus mume (Japanese apricot), 1619 nucleotides long. RefSeq names its product S-adenosyl-L-methionine-dependent methyltransferases superfamily protein. Lineage: Eukaryota; Viridiplantae; Streptophyta; Magnoliopsida; Rosales; Rosaceae. The record is from RefSeq and is a predicted model, not a curated record. Gene Ontology annotation, molecular function: methyltransferase activity.
GAGACAUUAGAUUCAAGAAGAAGCUCAAAACCAAAAUCUCAAAAAUUUGCAAUUCCCCAAAAGAAAAAGCCAGAAAUAUAGAGAAAGAAGAGAGAGUGAGAGUGAAGCAAAUGGGUUUCACAAUGGGCCUGAACCUGCUGCUCUUGAUGGCUAUGGUGGCCACCAACAUACUCUCACUCUACCAUCUCUCCUCCACUAUCCAAACCCCCAAAUCCCCAGCUCCACAGCCAGUCCCUGACCACCUCCUCCACCAGCUCCACACCAUACGCGCCACCAUCAAUCACCUCACGCACCACUACCCAUCUCCACCGGUCACCGCCAAAGCAGCCAAACCCACCAUCCCCUCAGAUCUCCUCCUCUACUCUCAGCUCUCCCCCAUAGCCUCCUCCUGCCAUAACCACCCUGAGCUCCUCCACAAGUACAUGACCUACACCCCCUUCUCUCUCUGCCCUCUUGACUCGGACCCCCCCCCGCCACUCACUCUGCGCGGCUCCCCCCCCCUCCCUCGCCGCCGCUGCUUCACCAAAACCCCGCCAAAACCCACUUCUUCUCUCCCCCAGAACCCAUUUCCUUCUUCGCUUCCAGACGCCAAUGUCUUGUGGACCAAGUAUUCGUGCAAAAGCUUCAGCUGCCUCAACCGCCAGAACCUCAAUUUGGGCUUCGACCCGCCUCACGAAGUGGUCAAUUUCAUGACUUACAAGUCCGAGCUCGACCUCCCCAUCCCUCAGCUCUUCCAAAUCGCCAAGGCGGCCAACUCGGUCCUCCGGCUCGGCAUCGACAUCGGCGGCGGGACCGGGUCCUUCGCAGCGAGGAUGAAGCUCUACAAUGUCACCAUUGUCACCACGACCAUGAACCUCGGGAUCCCCAACAAUGAGGCGGUGGCGCUGAGGGGGCUGGUGCCGAUUCACGCGCCGCUGCAGCAGCGGCUGCCAGUGUUCGAUGGGGUGGUGGAUCUGGUGCGGUGCGGGCACGCCGUGAACCGGUGGAUACCGGUGACGGCGUUGGAGUUUCUGCUGUUUGAUGCGGAUAGAGUGUUGAGGGGAGGAGGGUACUUGUGGCUGGACCAUUUUUUCAGCAAAGAGGCGGAUCUUGAUAAGAUUUUUGGACCGUUGAUUGGGAAAUUGGGGUACAGGAAGGUGAAGUGGGCGACGGCGAGCAAGAACGAUUCGGGUGGGUUGAAGAAUGGAGAGGUUUACUUAUCUGCUCUUCUCCAAAAGCCUGUCUCAAAAUGAGGGUUGAGAUUUGAGGCUUGCAGGUAUUUCUGUCAAUCUUUGCUCUUCAGCUGAUAAGAAACCGUUACGCACAAUUACCUCCCCGUUGGAAGAUGGGGGUCCUUGGUCAUUGAGCCAUGAAGCAGUAUAUUUACAUUCUCUGGUCCGAAGUGAGUUGAGCUCUUAUCUGCUUGUUAAUGAGGUAAACAAUUGUCAAAUGUACCAAGACUUGUAUGGGGACAUUAGGCCGGAUGUAAAUUCACGAAGGGUCCCCUCCCCAAGGGAAAAAAAGCUGAAAAUGAAACAUAUUAAUGGCUUUUUGUGGGGCUCUCGACUGAUUGUAAGGUUUGUUCCAAUUAAUUCUUGAGAAAUAAAUCCGCAGAGCGAUUAUGCUUUUUGGUAGGCUAA